Molecule: messenger RNA, 576 nt
Organism: Aspergillus ochraceoroseus IBT 24754
Lineage: Eukaryota; Fungi; Ascomycota; Eurotiomycetes; Eurotiales; Aspergillaceae
Exons: 4
Coding region: 1-576 (191 amino acids)
Source: RefSeq, a predicted model, not a curated record
AUGGAUUCGACCCGUCGCCCUCCACCCAUCAGGUCUGAUUGUACUUGUAAGAGCAUGCGAUUCGGGCAACAUAGGAUGAACCAGUUGAGUCGCGAAAUAUUCAAUAUUGCCAUCACUACGCGGCCUUCUCUCCCGUCUGACCUGAAAUAUGUCGGCAAACAAACAAAGCUUUUCAACUAUGAGAUAUCGGCACAGAUUUGUUCCGGCAUGAACGCGGCGGCAGAUAUCGCGCCGGAAGAGCUAGACAGCGACUCAGAGGAAGACCCGGGUUUCGGUGAGCAGUGGGUGGUUGACACUAAGAUGAAGGGGAAGAGGAGGAAUAGGAGGUCACCUCACCACAGCUCGCCUGAGGUAGCUGGACCACCAUUCCCUCUACAUAUUGGAGCCGAACGCGGGGGGUCAUUUAUACAAGGAGAGCGUUUUGCCAGCGACGGGAGCAUUGUCAUUCCGCAGUUGAUCCGUUGGUGGAUGAAUCCGCCUGACACAGGAACGGCACUCAUCCAAGACAUUCUUCGCGAGUUCGAUGUUUAUCUCCAUCAUCAACAGGAAAGCUUCAGGGCCGUAACUAAACUUUAG